Coniosporium apollinis CBS 100218 is the source of this 2244-nucleotide messenger RNA. RefSeq lists its product as uncharacterized. Gene Ontology annotation, molecular function: protein binding. The transcript has 7 exons. The record is from RefSeq and is a predicted model, not a curated record. Lineage: Eukaryota; Fungi; Ascomycota; Dothideomycetes. Gene Ontology annotation, biological process: regulation of actin filament polymerization. The coding region runs from base 1 to 2244 and encodes 747 amino acids.
AUGGCAGAACUGGAUAUAGCGCCCAAAUUCGGCGCCGAGCUGAAGGAUGGCUAUAAGGUUGUCAACGCCUGGGUGUCCGGGGGCAUUGCGUGGCUGGACGAUAUCCAACAGUUCUACCGCGAGCGUAGCGCAAUCGAGAAAGAGUACUCCGCGAAGCUGAACGCCUUGGCGAAGAAAUACUUCGAGAAGAAGGCCAGAAAGUCUAGCAGUCUCAGCGUUGGGGACACCCCUACCGUCACUCCAGGCUCACUCGAGAGUGCUUCUAUGACCACAUGGAAUGUCCAGCUCACGACGCUCGAAUCUCGAGCGGCAGAGCAUGACCAGUUCGGCUCACAACUUAUAAGUAACCUCGCCGACCCCCUCAAGCAACUCGCUUCUCGAUACGAAGACCUGCGCAAAUGUCACGCCGACUACGCUGCGAAGCUCGAGAAGGAGCGGGACUCGUCAUAUGGCGAGCUUAAGAAGAUGAAAGGCAAAUACGACAGUUCAUGUCAAGAGGUGGAGAGCCGGCGGAAGAAGACCGAGAGCUCCUUCGACCACAGCAGAACCAAAGCGCAAAACGUCUUGGUACAGCAGAUGGCCGAGAUGAACAACGUCAAGAACUCAUACCUCAUCAGCAUCAACGUGACAAACGUGCAAAAGGAGAAAUACUAUCACGAGUAUGUCCCCGAAUUGCUCGAUAGCUUACAGGACUUAUCAGAAACCCGCGUCGCCAAACUCAACUCGAUAUGGAUGGCCGCCGCUCAGAUCGAAACAGCAACGCUGGCGCGAAGUACAGAGUUCCUCAAGCACUUGGCGUCAGAAAUACCGAGGAACAAUCCAGUGCUCGACUCCAUGAUGUUCUUGCGACACAACAUCGCCGAUUGGCGCGAGCCAGCAGACUUCGCCUUCGAGCCCAGCCCAGUAUACUACGAUAACGACGCGAUGGUCACGGACGAACCCGCCAAGAACUUCCUCCGCAACUACCUAACAAAGAGCAAAGGGCUCUUAGGGGAAUAUCGCCGCGAGCUCGAGACCAGACGGCGCGAAGUCGAGAACGCCAAGCGGGUCCGCAAAGCAAUCCGCGAAGGCAAAGACAAGCGCGACGAAGUCGAGGUCGUGCGUGCCAUCUUCUCUCUUCAAGAAAACGCGCACGAAGCCGAGCGGCAGAAAGUGACCGCCGAAGUCGAAGUCUCGACCAUCACCUCCGCGGUCGGAGACGUCAGCAUCGGCGCGCGCAACCACAACUUCAAGUCCCAGACCUUCAAGAUCCCGACGAAUUGCGAUUACUGUGGUGACCGGAUUUGGGGGCUCUCGGCCAAGGGCUUCGACUGUCGCGACUGCGGCUACACGUGCCACAGCAAGUGCGAGAUGAAAGUGCCUGCCGACUGUCCCGGCGAGCAGACCAAGGAAGAGAGAAAAGCACUCAAAGCCCAGCGCCAAUCGUCGGCACAGAAGGCCGCCCCAACUAAUGGCGCGGCAACGGAUGCGCACUCCAGCAAGCCGUUGAUCAGCAGGAGCGACACAGUCAACUCGAUGAACACGCUGAGCUCCGGCUACUCGGCGACAGCGCAGCGAUCCAUUUCCGGCACCGCUGCCACGCCGCCGGUAGAAGAGCCUCAGCCGGAGAGGACCUCCACGAUCAAGGCGUCGCCGUCGCGCAGGAGCCGUAUUCUUGCGCCGCCGCCGACGAGCUACAUUAAGGAUUCCAGCGACGGCGCUGCGGAGACUAGAACUGCGCAGCCGCGGGGCAGGAUGACGUACCCGUACCAAGCGAACGGAGAGGGCGAGAUUAGCGUAAGCGAGGGCAGUAAUGUCGUUAUAGUUGAGCCGGACGACGGCUCAGGCUGGCUCCGCGUCACCUCCGGCUCCUCCACCGGCCUCGUCCCGGCCUCCUACGUCGAGCUCGCCCCCACCGCCAAUUCCACCCCACCCCCCUCAGCCCAUGCGACCCGCCCGCACUCAACCUACUCCAACAACUCCUCUGUCUCUCUAGCCGGCUCCCACGUCUCAGCCUCCGGCGCCUCCUCCUCCGGCGGCACUCUAAAGAAAAAAGGGCCAGCCGUGGCCCCCAAGCGCGGCGCCAAGAAACUCAAGUACGUCGAGGCGUUGUAUGAGUAUGAGGCGAGGAGCGAGGCGGAGCACAGCAUGAAGGAGGGAGAAAGGUUCGUGCUUAUUAGCCCGGACGCGGGGGAUGGGUGGGCGGAUGUGGAGAAGGGGGGCCGCGUGGCGAGCGUGCCGGCGAAUUAUGUGCAGGAGGUUUAG